This is a messenger RNA of Cyprinodon tularosa, 1290 nucleotides long. RefSeq names its product inorganic pyrophosphatase 1b (gene ppa1b). The transcript is spliced from 11 exons. The record is from RefSeq and is a predicted model, not a curated record. The coding region runs from base 2 to 976 and encodes 324 amino acids. Gene Ontology annotation, cellular component: cytoplasm. Lineage: Eukaryota; Metazoa; Chordata; Actinopteri; Cyprinodontiformes; Cyprinodontidae. Gene Ontology annotation, molecular function: magnesium ion binding; inorganic diphosphate phosphatase activity. Gene Ontology annotation, biological process: phosphate-containing compound metabolic process.
CAUGCGCUUUAGCCGUUGCCACCAACCAGGCGCUGCUGUCGUUUUCCGCCGCCGCCAUCCUUCAUCCCGAAGCACUAACUCCAGCAACCGGCCCUUAAACAUGAGUUUCACAGUCGAAGAGAGGGGAAACCCGAACUCCCUGAGUUACCGCUUUUUCUUCAAAAAUGCAGAAGGAAAGUACAUCUCUCCAUUCCACGACAUUCCAAUAUAUGCUGAUGAAAGCCAGAACAUCUUCCACAUGGUUGUUGAAGUACCCAGAUGGACAAAUGCAAAGAUGGAGAUUGCUACAAAAGACUUUUUAAAUCCAAUAAAGCAAGAUGUGAAGAAGGGGAAGUUGCGCUACGUGGCUAAUGUGUUUCCUCAUAAAGGCUACAUAUGGAACUAUGGGGCAAUUCCACAGACAUGGGAGGACCCAGCCCAUAAAGAUGGAGACACUGACUGCUGUGGUGACAACGAUCCUAUCGACGUCUGUGAAAUUGGCAGCAGGGUGUGCACACGUGGAGAGGUCAUCAAGGUAAAGGUGCUCGGGGUUUUGGCCAUGAUCGAUGAGGGGGAAACUGAUUGGAAAGUUAUUGCAAUCAACGUAGAGGACCCCGAAGCCAAGGAAUUCAACAACAUCAGCGAUGUCAAGCGGCUCAAACCUGGUUAUCUGGAGGCCACGGUGGACUGGUUCAAGAGGUACAAGGUGCCAGAUGGGAAACCAGAGAACCGCUUUGCUUUCAACGAGGAGUUCAAAGACAAGGACUUUGCCAUUAAAGUGAUCAAGAGCACUCAUGGCUUCUGGAAAGCCCUCAUUUGCCAACAAACUAACGCUGGGGAACUCAACUGCAAAAACACAUGUGUCUCAGCUGGUGACAGCCCAUUCUGCUGCUCAGCGGAUGAGGCCAAAGCUGCUGUUGGUGAGACAUGCCCUUGUGGAAAAGAAGAGCCUAUCCCAUCAUCAGUUGAUAAAUGGUUCUACUAUGAGAGGAAGUGAUCCGGGAGCUGAAAGGUUUCAAGAACAAAAAAAUACAAACUAAUGUGACAGUUAUACUUGAAGAUACAUUAAAAUUAAACACCAGUGGGGUUAUAUGUAGGUCCUCUAUCUUCCUGUAGAUGGAGCACUACUGGUUAGAUACUGACAAAGUAAGUCAAAGGGUACUCAUGUAUUGACUAACAACUUUUUCCUUUAUUUGAACAAAGAUUCCUGCAAGGUUGUGCUGUCAGAUAAAGUACCGAAACUGUGCCUCACAGAAAUGUGUGCUGUAUGACACUGACCUGUUUAAUAAAGGCUCUCUGCUUAAAUUAUUA